This is a messenger RNA of Sclerotinia borealis F-4128, 3330 nucleotides long. Lineage: Eukaryota; Fungi; Ascomycota; Leotiomycetes; Helotiales; Sclerotiniaceae. The record is from the annotation of a GenBank genome assembly.
AUGGUAGGCUCGGACAGCAUGAAUAACAGGAAUGGCAUACCGCUCAUUCAAGAGAUUCCAGAGAUUCCAGACAGUCUAGAGUUUACAGAGAUUUCAGAGGUUCCAGACAUUCAAGGUCGGCUUCACGAAAUUUGUAUCGCAGAUGCGAGUCAAGACCCCAUAGCAAGUUCUGCAAAGUCGCAUUCGUCGCGCACUGCCGCCACCGUUCAAAAUCCAAUAGAUUGGACCCUAGAUAUUCCCGAAACCGAGCACGUCCAAUUGUUCAGAGCCACAGAUUGGGCUGCGACCCCCCUUGGGCCAUUGGAAUCAUGGGGUCUUGCGCUUCGACUGCAUACUUUUACGACCUUCUCAGAUACGAGGCCUGCGUGUUUAUACUGGGGACCAGAGAGAGUCGCAAUAUACAACGAACAUUUUAUCAUAAUAGCUGGCAAAACUCAUCCAACUUUGAUGGGCAAGCCUUUCGAAGUGAGCUUACCAGAAAUCUGGAACGACAUAAGGGGCCUGUUCAUUCAGGCAGAGAUUACCAAGGUUGCGGCGGAUGUCAAUGAGAUAUCUUUAAUGUUAGAAAGGGGUGGAUACAAAGAAGAGACAUAUUUUACUGGAAGUUUCAACCCAGUGCGGCGAGAAGAUGGGACAGUUGGAGGCUUCUACAAUUUUUGUUUCGAAGUGACCAAAGAAAAGCUUAACGAGAGAAGAUUGAACAUGCUUAGCGAAUUGGAGAUGCCAACAGGAUUGCAACAAAGAACUUUUGCUAGCCACGUAAUGCCUCACCUAAAGUCGAAUCCGCUAGAUAUUCCAAUGGCUAUGCUAUAUCAGGUAGAUGAACAAAGUCCUUCUGGAUCCACGGUCUAUCUACGGGGUCAAAUUGGCUUUCCUGAUCACCACCCACUUGCUGUGCAACAAGCAGAGCUCAGUAGCUGCCUCGCCCUCUUUCCAUUGUUAUGUGAGGCAAGGAACGGGAUCUUCACUCAUUCUAUUGACGAAAGAUUUGCGGGAGUUCACUGGUGUGGUCACAAGGAUGAGUUUACCGGAAUUCACGAGCCAUCAACACACUUUAGUAUCCUGCCACUAUCGAGUGCUGAUCGUCUUUUUGGCUACUUAAUCAUAGCAGCUAACUCACGGAGACCCAUCGAUAAGGAUCAUAACCAGUUCAUGAAAUCUAUCGCCUCGAGGGUCUCAUCCAUCGCAUCUGCUUUGGCUAGCGCCGAAGAAACAAGGCAAAGGGCCAAUCGUUUGGAAAGGGAACUAGCCGAAAGUGAGAGACAAAUUAGAUAUAUGGCACAGAAUGCGCCCGUCGGUAUGCUGCAAUUGUCCAUGGAAGGUAAAAUCCUCUGGGCAAAUCAGAUGUACUAUGAACUUACCGGCCAUCCGGGACCCGAGGAACCACAGUACAACUUCUCAUUCCUUGAUAUACUGAUUGAUGAGGAUAGGGCUCUAAACUUACAGUCCUGGGCUCGACUUCAUACAGGACAAUCUCAUAUUGAGACUACAUCGCGGCUCAAGCGUAUGUUUGUGCCACCCUGUGGGGAGCCUCAUCACGCUUACAUGCUCUCACUCGCAUUCCCAUAUAUGGUAAAUGGUGAGGUCAAAUCAAUCAUGAGUUGCAUUACGGAUAUUUCUGAACUCAAAUGGGCUGAAGCAUCAGAAGCGAGAAAUGCCGAGGAAGCGCGGGCGGCAAAACGCCAACAAGAAGAAUUUAUUGAUGUUGUCUCUCACGAAAUGCGAAAUCCUCUUUCUGCUAUCUUCCAGUGUGCGGAUAUGAUAUCGAACUCCUUCAAUGAUCUAUCACAUACGGAUGCUGCUGAAAUUUUGAAAAGCAAUGUCGAGGCGGCAAACACUAUAGCCAUGUGUGCCAGUCAUCAAAAGCGCAUAGUGGAUGAUGUCCUCACCCUAUCGAAGCUCAAAUAUAUGAUGCUGACUAUUUCGCCACGACCCGCUCGCCCGGCAGGUCUCCUUGGGCAGGUGACGAAAAUGUUUGAAGCUGAUUUGAAGUCUCACGACAUCUCAAUCGAUACAGUAGCUCAACCUUCAUUCCGCGCAAAUGACAUUGAUUGGGUCACGUUUGAUGCUUCGCGUGUAACCCAAAUCUUGAUAAACCUUUUGACUAAUGCGAUCAAAUUCACCAGAGGGGAAGAAAAAAGAAAUAUCACAAUCACUUAUGGUGCUACACUUGUUGAACCUCAAAACGCCUUUGAAAAGGAAUUCUACUGGGUACCUUGUGAGAAUGAGGUGGAGGAUCUGACCCUACAUUCUGAGUGGGGUUCUGGGGAGCAUGUGUUCUUGACGUGCGCAGUCACAGAUACGGGAGUGGGCAUGUGUGGCGAGGAAAUCCCUCGUCUGUUUACACGCUUCGAACAAGCCAAUUCGAAAACAUCCAUAAAGUAUGGUGGAUCCGGUCUGGGAUUGUUUAUUUCUCAGCAACUUACUGAAAAGCAAGGGGGAAGGAUUGGUCUGUCCUCGAAAUUAGGCGAGGGAAGCACGUUUGGAUUUUAUGUUAAGGCGCGGCGUAGUAUUGAACCACCAAAUACUAUCCGGCCAAAUUUGACUCCAGAGUCCUCCGGAAGUUCCGAGGUAUCUUAUUAUGAUGGAUCGAAAGCGAUGCAGGUUCUUCUAGUCGAGGAUAAUCUCGUCAAUCAGAAAAUAUUAAAAAAGCAAUUAACGAAAGCUGGUUGCGUUGUACAUGUGGCUAAUCACGGGUUAGAGGCCUUGGAAAUAUUAAGACAAUGCUCCUGCUGGUACGAGCCGGUGGAAGACGCAAAAGCUCUGGAUAUCAUACUCAUGGACUGGGAAAUGCCUGUUAUGGACGGCCUCACCUGUAGUCGUGAGAUUCGAGCAUUGCAACAAUCUGGAAAGAUUGUCAGGCAUCUUGAAAUUAUCGCAAUCACUGCUAACGCCCGAGAGGAGCAGGUUCAGUUGGCGCUACAUAACGGGAUUAACUUCGUGAUGUCGAAACCUUUUGUGGUGUCGAAUCUACUGUCCAAGAUGAAAGAAAGGUUGAGUUUUAUUGAUGACGGAACGACUUUUCAGCGUCGCGGCAAGAUUUGGGAAAAUGCUGUGGGCAUAUACCCAUGUCCCACAAUCAUUAACAAUACCGUGCACGAUUCCGGUACCCUCGAAAGGAGGGAAAGUCUGAUAGGUGAGACAACAACCGACAGAAAGCCCGACGUGGCCAUUUUGCAGUUCUUGUACCCAUGCUGGACUCAAUUUGAUAGGAUUUGGUUGGACACAAAACUCGAGACUUUGGGAAUCUAUCGACAACACAGGCAGUCUUCGACAAGUACUGAGUGGCAUCAUUCCUACACGUCAAUGCCUGCCGACUCUGAGGUUUGA